Molecule: messenger RNA, 1101 nt
Organism: Neltuma alba
Lineage: Eukaryota; Viridiplantae; Streptophyta; Magnoliopsida; Fabales; Fabaceae
Product: laccase-15-like
Exons: 2
Coding region: 1-1101 (366 amino acids)
Molecular function (GO): copper ion binding; oxidoreductase activity
Source: RefSeq, a predicted model, not a curated record
AUGGCAGAAACAUUCAAGCUGAGUGUUCGACAUGGCAAGACCUAUCUGCUUCGAGUGAUCAAUGCAGCACUGGAACAAGUUCUCUUCUUUGGAAUUGCCAAUCAUAAACUGACAGUGGUGGGGACAGAUGGAAGCUACAUAAAGCCCGUGAAAGUAGAUUACAUCACAAUCUCACCUGGUCAGACUAUGGAUGUUCUAUUAGAAGCAAACCAACCAAUAGAUCGCUAUUACAUGGCUGCCAAAGCAUAUUCCAGUUCUCCUAAUGUCCUUUUUAGCCCUUUAAACACCACUGCCAUCCUUCAAUACAAACGAAGCAGACAAAAUAUGCCAACUUCAACAGUCCCUUCCAUGCCUUUGCUUCCAAACUCAAACGACACCAUCGCAACUACCGAGCAACUGAGCCAAUUGAAAAGCUUAGCAGACAAGAACCACCCCAUUGAUGUGCCAUUAGAAAUAAGCACCAAGCUUUUCUACACAGUGUCUGUGAACACCUUACCAUGUAAGAAUGGUUCAGCAUGUGCUGGUCCAAUUAAUGGCAAUCGUCUUGCUGCCAGUAUGAACAAUAUCAGCUUCCAAUUGCCUCCUGGGGCUAACAUCUUGCAGGCUUACUAUAACAACGUUAGUGGCGUUUAUGGGGACAAGUUCCCAGAUAUGCCGCCAUUGAACUUUGAUUUUACAGGAAAUGAUUUGCCUCAGUUCUUGUUGACUCCAUCAGUGGGCACGGAGGUGAAGGUCCUUGAGUACAGAUCCACGGUGGAGCUUGUUCUUCAGGGAACUAAUGUGCUUACUGGAACAGAACAUCCUAUUCACUUGGAUGGAUAUAGUUUCUAUGUCGUAGGCUGGGGAUUCGGAAACUUUGACGAGCAAAAGGAUCCUUUGAAUUACAACCUUGUUGAUCCUCCCUAUCAAAACACUGUGACCAUACCCAAAAAUGGUUGGGUCGCCAUUAGAUUCACUGCUGACAAUCCAGGUGUUUGGUUCAUGCAUUGUCAUUUGGAGCGUCACGUGACAUGGGGAAUGGCUAUGACUUUCAUUGUGAAGAAUGGUAACAAUCCUGACCAACAGAUGCUACCACCACCAACCGACAUGCCCAAGUGUUGA